AUGUGUCCAACAGUGUCAACGUGCUCCAGCUCAGCAUCGUUGUGGACGGACGCAGAGCUCCUUGAUGCAUUUGACCGGCACCACUGCAGCAUGGCCCCGCCGGCGUACCUAGCGGCAGAGUGUAGAUUAGACACGUUCAGGUUCAGAACGUCGCGAACUCACCUGCUAAAGAUCCGACACGUCGCAUCUAGGAUGGAUCCAGGCCGCCCAGCCAGGAGCGCAGUAAUUCUGUCUUGCUCGCCCCAGCUGUCGAAACCGUUUCCCUCCUCGAUGGACGCACAGCCCGAGGUUGCCUAG
Molecule: messenger RNA, 297 nt
Organism: Purpureocillium lilacinum
Lineage: Eukaryota; Fungi; Ascomycota; Sordariomycetes; Hypocreales; Ophiocordycipitaceae
Source: RefSeq, a predicted model, not a curated record